Molecule: messenger RNA, 2238 nt
Organism: Monodelphis domestica (gray short-tailed opossum)
Lineage: Eukaryota; Metazoa; Chordata; Mammalia; Didelphimorphia; Didelphidae
Product: transmembrane protein 198-like
Biological process (GO): positive regulation of canonical Wnt signaling pathway
Cellular component (GO): cytoplasmic vesicle; plasma membrane
Source: RefSeq, a predicted model, not a curated record
GGACUGCACUAUUAGCCAGAGUUUCUAGAGCUACGAAACGAACGACUUCCCCCACCGCCCAACCCACCAUGGGCGUCCUCCUCCGGGCCGAGAUGCAGCUGGGGAUCUAGGAAAGUGCCCCUGGGCUCCAAGCUGGGUGGUUGGUCGAAUGAUCCAGCCUCCUUGACCAUGGAUCAGGGACAGCCCCCCUUGACUGUGACCUCUGACCCCAGGCUCUUUAACCAGCAACUCUCUGAGCCCCCUGAACCACAAUGUGUCCUGGAGCCACCAGACAACCCGGAGCUGGUUCCUGCCCUGGUCUGUGCCCUCUGCUGUUUCUUUGGAGUCGUCUACUGCUGCUUCGGUUACCGAUGCUUCAAGGCAGUGAUGUUCCUGUCUGGGCUGCUUUCAGGCGCCCUCGUAAUCUUCUUGCUGUGCCACAAGGAACGGGUGCUGGAGACGCAGCUGAGCCUGGAGGUGAGCGCAGGCAUCGCGCUGGGCAUCGGCCUCCUCUGCGGGCUGGUCACAAUGCUGGUCCGAAGCGUGGGGCUCUUCCUGACGGGCCUCCUGCUUGGCCUGACGCUGGGGGCAGGUGCCCUACUGGGUACCGAACCCAUCUAUCAGCCACCCUCAGCCUGGGUGCCCACAGGGGGCCUGGUAGGCCUGGCACUCCUAGGUGCCCUCCUUACCCUACGCUGGCCCCGACCUUUCACCAUGUUAGGCACAGCCCUGCUGGGGGCAGCCGUGCUGGUGGGCUGUGCUGACUACUUCCUGGAGGGCCUGGCGCUGGGCGGGCGUCUGGGUCAGCGGCUUCAGGCCUUGCCCGCCCUGCCCCCGCUCUGCUGGUACAGUUGGGCCCUGCUGGGUGCCUGGCCUGCCCUGGGGGCGCUGGGGGCCCUUGCUCAGUGGAGACUCACAGCUGAGGGACACAGAGGCCAUCAUGAUGGAGUCUCCAGCCAUCGACUGAAGGGUCUCCAGCUCCUUCGGAUCCGCCAGCAGGAGGCCAAGUGGCAGCAGAAUUCUGGGGCGGCAGCCAGUGAGGGCAGCUACCAUCGCCAGGUCCCACACCGAGCCCGGAGCCCAGCGGACAGCCUGGCACCAAGUUAUCUCCAGAGUCUCCGGGAUCGACAGCUGGGGCCAAGCGCUCUGGGUUCUCCCCCUCAUGCCGUCCUGGACCUAGAUUCGGACUGUGGUUCCACCGUGCCCCUCACCACACCCCCUCGCUCCAACCAGACCUGAGCCUGUGUCCGCUCACCCCUCACACACAUCUGUGCCUUAGAGAGGAGGGUCAGAGCACCAGGUGGGCAAUGCUUGGGCAGAAGAGGUAGAACUUUCCAUCCAUUAACAUUCGUAGAGACACACCUUCCCUCUUUCCCCUCUCCAGCUGUUAGACCGGGGGUGGCCGGAGAGGGCAUGAAAUGUGGUCUAGCCCAGCCCUGUGGGAGAAUGUGCCAGGGUGGAGCUGGGGACAGCUGGAGGAAGACUGAGGGAGGAAGGGGGCGGAAGAACUGAAUUUUCACCUCUGCUCAGGCUCCAGAGAUAGCCUCGUAUUUCUGGAAUUCUCUGUCACCCCUAAAACUCAGCCCAAGCGUGACCCCAAGCCUGGAAGGCCCCUUCUCCCCUCCACCGCACAACCUCGUUUUGUACCACUCAGAUCCUGUGCCUCAGAAUGGAAAAGUGGGGUUAGGAUUUUUGAAGGUCCUCCAGAAAAUCAGGGAACUUCUAAAGACCGUUAUCUAUCCCUCCUUUCUGGGGAGAAGGGGAAGGAUCUGUCUGGCAUCCCCUUGACUCCUCGAGUCCCAGGUAAUGAAAGGGAGUGGGUGAUGAGGACCCUCAGUAUUCUUUUCUCCCCCACACCUACAGUGCCUGAGCCCCAUUCCUACCUCAUUGGGUGGCUCUGUCCUCCCUGGUGCUUCUUUCCCAACCCCCUCAGGCGGGUGGUGUGUGCUGGGGCCACCCAGACUCUGCCUCUUGCUGGCUCCUUGUGUCGAAGAGAAGAGGGCAGCUCUGGGGAGAGCAGCAGGAAGGCAACAUGGAAGACGGACAGAUGUCAGCGCCUUCUCUGUCUCCCCACCCUGUAGGGGACACUAACCUUCUAACUGCGCCUUCACUCCAGCCACUAACCCUGGCCUAAUAUCCCCAGCCCUGCUUCCAUGUCCAGAACCUCCCCUCACUGGCACAGAGGCAUACAAAUGAGUGCCAAGGGAGAGGGAGGGGAGAUGUGGAUGGAAUGUAAAUAAAAUGGCAUUGAAGAUGAAA